This is a messenger RNA of Daldinia vernicosa, 2089 nucleotides long. RefSeq names its product uracil phosphoribosyltransferase-domain-containing protein. The record is from RefSeq and is a predicted model, not a curated record. Lineage: Eukaryota; Fungi; Ascomycota; Sordariomycetes; Xylariales; Hypoxylaceae. The transcript has a single exon. Gene Ontology annotation, molecular function: magnesium ion binding. The coding region runs from base 14 to 2089 and encodes 691 amino acids. Gene Ontology annotation, biological process: L-serine biosynthetic process; dephosphorylation. Gene Ontology annotation, cellular component: cytoplasm.
GGAAAUUCUUAUCAUGUCAACUUCACCCGUUAAUCCUGAGACUAGUCAGCGAUCACGGCCUCAGACUCCAGUCUCAUCACUGUGGGAGCCGGUGAUCAUUGGCAUAUACGGAGUGUCAGGAUGUGGAAAGUCGUAUUUACUCAAUCAGCUAAAACGAGAGCUCAGCCCAGAAACGUUUAAAUUCUACGAGGGCUCCGAGGUGAUCAAUUCUCUUGUUCCGGGAGGCCUUAGCGCUUUCAAGAAAUUUAAGGAGUCAGAAAAAGAGGCUUAUCGUCAGCUCUCUAUCAACUACAUUUCACAGAGCUGCUCCAGUACAGGACAUGCUGGAGUUGUUGCAGGUCACUUCAUGUUCUGGGAAGAAGGUGAAGAGACCGGACGCAUAGCGUGUACACAAAAUGAUUUGAAAGUGUACACACACAUUGUGUACUUGAAUAUCAACCCCCAAACUAUUUUCAGACGUCGAGUUGACGACACUGAGAGGGCUCGCCCAUUGGUUUCCGCCGAACACUUACACAAAUGGCAAGAAGCCGAGAAGAUUCAGCUGCGUCAACUCUGCUAUGAAAAUGGCAUCUUGUUUUUGUCAAUAUCCCCGGAAUCCUGGUUACUCUCCCGGGUCUCGACACUGAUACGAGACUUCCAGUUCCACACAACAAAUAUGAAUCUUUCCCGCGCCAAAGACAAGCUGGACAACAUCCUUGCGAAUGAUAGACGUCAACUACACACAAUGCUAGUACUGGACGCCGAUAGAACAUUGGUUGCAGAGGAUACUGGAAAGCUGUUUUGGGAAAUAGCUUCGAGACGUAACCCAGAGGUCGCAAAUGAUCCACUGAAAACAAUAUUCAGCAGCAAAUUGGGGUAUUCCUAUUCCGCUUUUCGGCAGGCCGUCCUUCUAUACGAAGAGAGCUUUGGUCAUAAUACGUUUGACCAUAUCUGCGAGGGGGUGGCGGAAUUAGUAACUCUACAGCCGGAAUUUAUAUCAGUUUUGCAGAGGGUAAAGGAAGAUGAUCACGUCGGCGCUAUAGUUGUUACCUGUGGUCUACAACGUAUAUGGGAUAAGAUCCUCCAAAGAGCAGGUCUAUCCGGAGCAGUGAAAGUUAUUGGCGGAGGGCGUAUUGCCGAUGGCUUCAUCAUUACUCCAGAGGUCAAGGCCUCCCUAGUCUCCCACCUCCAAUCAGCCUAUGGACUCCAUACUUGGGCCUUCGGGGACAGCCCGCUGGAUUUGGCGAUGCUUAAUCGAGCUGAUAAAGCUGUCGUUAUAGUUGGCGAAGAGAGGUCGAGAAGCAAGACUAUGGAUGCGGCUUUGUUAGAAGCCAUCGAUAAUGGCCUUCAAGCUCAUCAGGCUCUAUUGCCCGGAAAUGUCCCACCACGACUGGAUACCAUAAAGCUCCCCUUAGUAGAUUUUCACGACCCUGAGUUUAUCGAUUCCCUCUUCUCUGGUCCCUUGAACAAUAACAGCCGUGAGCUCCAUCUGAUACACGCCACGGAGAAGCGGUCCGUCAAAUUAUUAAUGACACCUAUGCGCGAUGCAGUGGUUGCUGGUUACAACCUCAGAGAGGCUCACCAAAACGCCGGGUGGUACUUGGCAAUUGAAUUCUUAUCGGAGCUUGUUGGCGUCGAAGAAUAUCCCACAGAGCACGUCCAGGGCAAUAAAACAAGCGGCCACCGACUUAGCCAUGAGGAGAACACCCUAAUCGUCCCGUUGAUGCGUGGCGGCGAACCUAUGGCUUUCGGUGUUAGUCGGGCCAUCCCCCUCGCCCGAUUCGUUCACGCAAAGGACCCGGAAGAUAUCAAGGUUGAGCAUCUUCACAAGAUCUGCAACGUAGUUUUAGUUGACUCAGUCAUCAAUAACGGUGGCACGAUAGUGGGAUUUGCACGGCAUGUUCGAAAGCUAAGCGGCGGAGUCCGUGUUGUGGUGAUGGCCGGGGUUGUUCAGAAGAAGUCGAUCUCUCCGGGUGGUCAAGUAUCGGAGUAUGCUCGCGAAGCAGGACUGGAACUUAUAGCCCUGCGCGUUUCGGAUAAUAAGUACACUGGAAGCGGUGGUACUGAUACGGGUAAUCGCCUCUUCAACACGACACAUAUUUUGAGAUAG